Ceraceosorus guamensis is the source of this 1491-nucleotide messenger RNA. RefSeq names its product LIP-domain-containing protein. Gene Ontology annotation, molecular function: triacylglycerol lipase activity. The record is from RefSeq and is a predicted model, not a curated record. Bases 1 to 1491 code for a protein of 496 amino acids. Lineage: Eukaryota; Fungi; Basidiomycota; Exobasidiomycetes; Ceraceosorales; Ceraceosoraceae. Gene Ontology annotation, biological process: lipid catabolic process. The transcript has 5 exons.
AUGCAAGCCCUGCUCUGGCUGUGUGCCCUCGCCCUAUUGCCCGCUGGCUUGGCCGCUCCCGUAACACCUUUUCACGAGGCUGAACAAAUCCUGGUGCCGCGCCAGCCGAUCGCCCCUAUCGAUGAUCCCUUCUAUUCCGGUGACGACGUUCUGCAAAUUCAAAGAGUAGGCCCAGGGGUUGCUUUACGUAGCAGACCUGUGGACUUGGCACAGUUCGGCAUUCUUCCCAUAUCAAUCAAAGCGGCUACCCAAGUCCUCUACUCAACGACCGACAUGAGCGGCGGCAUCACAGCCAACAUGAUGACAGUAAUCACACCGAAUGGCCGCGCAGAAAGCGAGACUGGCGUCCCAAAGGUGCUCGUCUAUCAGCCGGCGCAGGACUCCGCGUACUCUGGCUGCGCACCGUCCAUCCAGCUGCAAAGCGGCGCAACCGGCAACUUGCUGGUCCAGGCUGAACAGCUCCUGAUGAACCACGCGUUGACGAAGGGCUAUACACUUGUGGUCCCCGACUACGAGGGUCCCUCCUCUGCUUUUACGGUGGGCUCCUUGUCAGGCACGGGUGUCCUGGAUGCUGCUCGCACAGCUUUGAAGCUGCCGGAAGUUGUGAGCGCGGACAAAAGCCACCUUGUCAGGAUGGCCCUGAUGGGAUAUAGCGGCGGGGCGCUUGCAAGCGGUUGGGCUGCCCAGCAGCUCGAAAAGUAUGCUCCAGAACUGUCGGGAAAUUUUGUUGGGAUGGUCCUUGGAGGCAUCCCCGUCAAUGUCAAGAACAUCUUGCUGAAACUCAACAAAGGCGCAAUCUCUGGCCUUGUUGGGACGGGCAUGGCCGGACAAUACAAUGCCAGACCGACGUUCAAGGAGUACUUGGACCAGCACGCGACGCCUGCGGGCAAAGACGCGCUGCGCCGUGCUAAUGUGAGUCCGAACCGCUGCUCUGAAGUGCCUCUCAUCGCCAAUAAAGACGCUCAGCUCAUCGUCGGCUCUCGUACCCCUUCAAGAUUCCCUGCGACCGACUGGUUUUCAUUGUUCGACGUGCCACAGGAUGAGCUGCUCGCCGCUCCACCUGUGAAGGAAGCUCUCGAUCAAGGCUCUCUGGGUGGUCUUGACGCAGUUGGCAUGACAAUCCCCGCAUACAUCUACCAAGCUAUGCUGGAUGAAGUGGUGGUGGCGUCGGAUGUAGACGAUUACGUGGCGGCGCAGUGCAAGAUCUCCAGCACCAAGAGCAUCACCUACGUACGGGAGCUUGCGGCUGAGCAUAUCAGCAUGAUCAUCACUGGCUCUCCUUCCGGUUUCGUCUGGCUGGAGGACCGCUUCAAUGGUCUCGAAGCUCCCAAAGGCUGCGAUACUCAAAGCCGGCUCCUGACGCUCCUAGAACCACGAGUAGUAGCAGAGCUGGGCUCAUUUCUGCUUUCGCAGCUAACAAUUCUGUUGGGACAGAGCUCCAAAGGUUUCGUCGCAUCUCUACUCACCAACCUUGGAAACACAGUCACCUGA